AUGAACACCGGGGAGCAUGGUAAACGCGGGCAGUGCGUCGGAAGAGCAGUGAGAGGGAGCACAAUAGAGAAGGGAAAAGAACAAUUCGCAACGUGCAGCGAUCCAUGUAGCCUCUGUUAACGUCGAACUUGAUUCAUCCCCUCUGUGUCAGUGGAAGUGCAAUGACUUCUGUGUAGUAAAACCGGUGUAAGUAGAAUAGGUCAGUUAUAUACCGACCAUCAACCUUGUCCCUCCAUCCUCUGCAUACAUGUGUCCAUGUUUCUCCUUUCAAAUUUAUGUACAAAACCAGGUUCAUCCCAUUUACUCGCUUUAUUCUCUUUAGAAAAACUUUAUCUGUACUUUUGAGAAAAACCGCGAGAAAAGAGUAAGGAAAAUUUUAAUCGAAACUGGCAUUGGGAUAUUCGUUUUCUAAACCAGGCGCGAGACGCAAUUACGCAGAUUACGCAGAUUUGCUUCUAUUAUAUGCAUAACAUAUUGAUUUGUUUUCUAGAAUAUUUACCUAAUAUUGUCGUUUCUAUUCAAAGAUAAUAAGCGAUGGUCGUCUUGUCUCGCGCGACAAGCAGAGAUUCGUCCUCCUUUCAUAACGUUUCUUUUCCAGGGCGUGUAUCACUUGGACAAUCACCACGUGCAUCAUGCAAAUCACGCCACUAUAGGCCACAGCGGUUUCCUUUGCGAGAGGCAUCAGAAGAGAUACUUCUUCGGCAGGGAUUCGGUGGAUCACGUCGACUUCGACGAGUUCUUACCGCCGCCGCCAAAUUUAGACUAUCACGAUUAUUCCAGACAAUUCCCAAGGGACCUUACCACGCAAACGAGACUUGCCAAAGCUCACGAUCGAAAAUGCGCGUGUAUUUAUCAGGCAGAAAACUGUCGAACCACGCUAGAUUCGUUUAAAUUGAAGAAGGCGUGCACGAGCGUAGAAACGAAUUCUCUGAUCGGUCAAGGGCAGGAGCCUGUCGCCUUAUUCGAACGCGACAGGGUUGAUUUAGCAAUUCCUAGGCGCCACGAGCAAUCGGCCGAGAGUCCAGCUACACCGAGGGGCCAGCUUCCAUUAACGGAGACCACGAAUUAA
This is a messenger RNA of Heterotrigona itama, 1069 nucleotides long. Lineage: Eukaryota; Metazoa; Arthropoda; Insecta; Hymenoptera; Apidae. The record is from the annotation of a GenBank genome assembly.